This is a messenger RNA of Pterocles gutturalis (yellow-throated sandgrouse), 3392 nucleotides long. RefSeq names its product receptor-type tyrosine-protein phosphatase delta-like. The record is from RefSeq and is a predicted model, not a curated record. Gene Ontology annotation, molecular function: protein tyrosine phosphatase activity; protein binding. Gene Ontology annotation, biological process: protein dephosphorylation. NCBI's taxonomy places the organism in Eukaryota, Metazoa, Chordata, Aves, Pterocliformes, Pteroclidae.
UGCCUGGUCAGCCAUUGAACUUCAAAGCGGAACCUGAGUCUGAAACAAGCAUAUUACUUUCCUGGACACCUCCACGCUCUGAUACCAUUUCCAGCUAUGAACUGGUUUACAAAGAUGGGGAGCACGGGGAGGAGCAACGAGUUUCCACUGAACCUGCUACGUCUUAUCGCCUGCAAGGCUUAAGGCCAAACAGCUUGUACUUAUUCCGUCUAGCUGCACGUUCUCCACAAGGCCUGGGUGCUUCAACAGCAGAAAUCUCAGCAAGAACCAUGCAGUCAAAGCCAUCAGCUCCUCCUCAAGACAUUAGUUGCACAAGCCCCAGCUCCACUAGCAUUUUGGUAAGUUGGAAACCUCCACCGGUGGAAAAACAGAACGGCAUUAUCACUGAAUACUCCAUCAAGUACAUUGGGAUUGAUGGAGAAGAUGUCAAGGCCCAUGAAAUUUUGGGAAUUUCCUCGGACAGUACCCAAUACCUUUUGGAACAGCUGGAAAAAUGGACUGAGUACCGGAUCUCUGUGACUGCCCACACUGAUGUUGGACCUGGCCCAGAGAGCUUAGCAGUAUUGAUUCGGACAGAUGAAGAUGUUCCUAGUGGGCCUCCUCGCAAAGUCGAGGUAGAGGCUGUCAACUCUACUGCUGUUAAAGUCUCAUGGCGCUCGCCUGUACCCAAUAAGCAGCAUGGUCAGAUCCGAGGAUACCAGGUCCACUACGUGAGGAUGGAAAAUGGAGAGCCAAAGGGUCAGCCCAUGCUGAAGGACAUCAUGCUGGCUGAUGCACAGUGGGAAUAUGAUGAUACUACUGAACAUGAAAUGGUAAUUUCUGGGCUACAGCCUGAAACUACGUACUCCUUCAUUGUGACAGCCUAUACAACAAAAGGUGACGGAGCACGCAGCAAGCCCAAACUCGUAUCUACUACUGGUGCAGUUCCAGGCAAACCUCGGCUUGUGAUUAGCCACACACAGAUGAACACGGCUCUAAUUCAGUGGCACCCUCCUGUGGACACUUUUGGCCCGCUGCAGGGUUAUCUCCUGAAGUUUGGUCGCAAAGACAUGGAUACAUUUACAACCAUGGAGUUCUCAGAGAAGGAAGAUCACUUCACGGCCACAGACAUUCACAAAGGAGCUUCUUACGUCUUCAGGCUCUCAGCUAGAAAUAAAGUGGGCUUUGGGGAAGAGACGGUUAAGGAGAUUUCUGUUCCUGAAGAGGUGCCCAGUGGAUUUCCCCAAAAUCUCCAGUCGGAAAGCUCUACUUCUACAUCAGUUCAAUUAACUUGGCAGAUGCCACUCUUGGCAGAGAGAAAUGGCAUUAUCACCAAAUAUACCAUCUUGUACAGAGAUAUCAAUGUUGCUUACCAGCCAGUUGAACUCCCUGUGACCACUAUGACACUUUCUGGCUUAAAACCAGAUACCACAUAUGAUGUAAAAGUACGUGCCCACACAAGCAAAGGGCCUGGUCCAUAUAGUCCAAGUGUCCAGUUCAGGACACUACCUGUGGAUCAAGUGUUUGCAAAAAAUUUUCAUGUUAAAGCAGUAAUGAAGACUUCUGUUUUGCUGUCCUGGGAAAUUCCAGAAAAUUACAAUUCAGCCUUGCCUUUCAAAAUCCUUUAUGAUGAUGGGAAAAUGGUGGUGGAGGUUGAUGGACGUGCUACACAAAAGCUGAUCACUAACUUGAAGCCAGAGACAUCAUACUCGUUUGUGCUGACAAACAGAGGGAAUAGUGCUGGAGGUCUUCAGCAUAGAGUGACGGCAAAGACUGCACCAGACGUGCUUCGUACCAAGCCAGUCUUCAUUGGAAAGACCAACUUAGAUGGCAUGAUAACUGUGGAACUUCCAGAAGUACCUUCAAAUGAGAAUAUAAAAGGUUAUUACAUAGUUAUUGUGCCUUUGAAGAGGUCUCGUGGAAAGUUUAUCAAACCAUGGGAGAGUCCAGAUGAAAUGGAACUAGAUGAGCUGCUUAAGGAGAUAGCCAGGAAACGCAGAAGCAUUCGUCUUGGAAGGGAAGUUGAAUUAAAGCCAUAUAUUGCAGCUCACUUUGAAGUUCUUCCUCCAGAGUUCACGUUGGGGGAUAAGAAGCAUUAUGGUGGCUUUGAGAAUAAGCAGCUGCAGAGUGGUCAAGAAUAUGUCUUCUUUGUCCUGGCUGUAAUGGAGCACUCAGAAUCUACCAUGUAUGCAACCAGCCCAUAUUCUGAUCCUGUUGUGUCGAUGGAUCUUGAUCCCCAACCAAUUACAGAUGAGGAAGAAGGCUUGAUUUGGGUUGUUGGCCCAGUUCUUGCAGUGGUAUUUAUCAUCUGUAUUGUUAUUGCUAUACUUCUUUAUAAAAGGAAGAGAGCUGAAUCUGAUUCUAGAAAGAGCAGCAUACCCAACAGCAAGGAGGUCCCCUCUCACCAUCCCACAGACCCAGUGGAGCUGCGACGCCUUAAUUUUCAAACUCCGGGUAUGGCCAGUCAUCCCCCAAUACCUAUCUUGGAACUUGCAGAUCACAUUGAAAGAUUGAAAGCAAAUGACAAUUUGAAGUUCUCACAGGAGUAUGAGUCUAUUGAUCCUGGUCAGCAGUUCACAUGGGAACAUUCUAACCUAGAAGUAAACAAACCAAAGAAUAGAUAUGCAAAUGUAAUUGCAUAUGACCAUUCUCGGGUUCUACUCUCAGCAAUAGAAGGCAUACCAGGCAGUGACUACAUCAAUGCGAACUACAUAGAUGGAUACAGAAAGCAGAAUGCUUAUAUAGCAACGCAAGGGGCAUUGCCAGAAACCUUUGGUGACUUCUGGAGAAUGAUGUGGGAGCAACGCGGUGCAACUGUCGUCAUGAUGACAAAACUGGAGGAGAGGUCCAGGGUGAAGUGUGAUCAAUACUGGCCAAGCAGAGGCACAGAAACUUAUGGACUAAUCCAAGUGACCCUUUUAGACACUAUUGAAUUGGCAACAUACUGUGUUCGUACAUUUGCACUUUACAAGAAUGGUUCAAGUGAGAAAAGGGAAGUGAGGCAAUUCCAGUUCACUGCCUGGCCUGACCAUGGUGUUCCAGAACACCCAACACCAUUCUUAGCUUUCCUGCGACGAGUCAAGACCUGCAACCCACCUGAUGCUGGACCUAUGGUUGUACAUUGCAGUGCUGGAGUCGGCAGAACUGGCUGUUUCAUUGUGAUAGAUGCCAUGUUAGAGAGAAUAAAGCAUGAAAAGACUGUAGAUAUUUAUGGCCACGUAACUCUAAUGAGAGCGCAGAGGAAUUACAUGGUUCAAACUGAGGACCAAUACAUCUUUAUCCACGAUGCACUGCUGGAAGCAGUGACAUGCGGAAAUACCGAAGUGCCAGCCAGAAACCUGUAUGCAUAUAUCCAGAAGCUGACACAGAUAGAAACAGGCGAGAAUGUCACAGGAAUGGAACUGGAAUUUAAG